AUGAGCGAAACCAAGGUCGUCAAGACGCUCACGAUGGGCAAGGGCAUAACGCUGAAGCUCAUCUUCGAUCCAACGCAGCCGGAGGACUCCCUCGCCCGCUGGACGACAGAGGGCACCGCCGAGGGCCGCCCCGGCGACGACCUGUUCGAGGUGCCCGCCCACUGGCACAGGUACCACUCCGAGGAGAUGCACGUGCGCGAGGGCCGCCUGCGCAUCACCAUCGACGGCGCCGAGCGCGUCGCCUCGGCGGGCGAGACGGUCCGCAUCCCCGCGGGGGCGGUGCAUUCUAUGAAGAGUAUCCCCGGGGAGAGGGUCGUCGUGCGGGAGAGCGCGGACCCGCCGGGGGAUUAUAAGCACCUGUUCUUUGCCGACCUGCUUUCUCAGAGCUGGCCCGCUGGGUUCUGGCAUACCAUGCGGACGUUUUAUGAUGGGGAUGCGUACCCGGCGCUGGGGCUUUAUUUCAAGGUUUUUGACGUUGCGUUUGUCACUUUGUUUGGGGGCAUUGCGAAGCUCUUGGGGGGGAAGCGACAGGUGAAGCUGGAGUAG
Messenger RNA from Diaporthe batatas, 546 nucleotides. RefSeq lists its product as uncharacterized. Lineage: Eukaryota; Fungi; Ascomycota; Sordariomycetes; Diaporthales; Diaporthaceae. The record is from RefSeq and is a predicted model, not a curated record. The transcript is spliced from 4 exons. Bases 1 to 546 code for a protein of 181 amino acids.